Anneissia japonica is the source of this 687-nucleotide messenger RNA. RefSeq names its product delta-like protein D. The record is from RefSeq and is a predicted model, not a curated record. The transcript is spliced from 6 exons. Gene Ontology annotation, molecular function: Notch binding. The coding region runs from base 142 to 687 and encodes 181 amino acids. Lineage: Eukaryota; Metazoa; Echinodermata; Crinoidea; Comatulida; Comatulidae.
GGGUUGGUGAUGUAGCUGACUCAAUACUACAUUAUUACACCUAUUUCAAUACGGUUUGUCAGAAGUAGAUUACAUUCUGGAAGUUUACUUGAUUUUUUCAGUUAUUGAGUUGCUAAGAAAAUCGGUUUUGAUCUAUACAAAAUGAAUUUUUUGUAUAUGAUGACUUUGAUGCUUCUUGUAAGUUCUGCUUCCUCACAAGUUGUCAAUCAAUGUUCACCAAACCCAUGUCUUAAUGGAGGAAUCUGUUUCUUAAGUCAAGCAAGUGAGGAAGAGUAUGUUUGUCUUUGGACUGACAGCUUUUUAGGAGAUAAUUGCGAAGUUUUCGAUGUGAGUAACAAUGGAAUCUGCCCAGACUGCUAUACUGGUGACAAUUGCGAAAUCUUGUUAAAUGCUUGCGACAACAAUGCGUGUCAGAAUGGAGCUGGUUGUGUCCAGGUUUCUGGUUCCUGUACAGCUUACGAAUGUUCCUGUCCUAAUUGCUACACUGGGCAAUUUUGUGAGACUUCUAAAGAACAUAUCAGUAUAAUACAAGCAUAUGCACCUGCAAAUGACUAUGGGGACUCAGUUAUAGAAGAAUUUUAUGAAUACAUAGACAAAGCAAUAAAAGAAAACCAUGGGAAAUACACAGUAUUGAUGGGUGAUUUCAAUGCGAAAUUAGGAAAAUGUGAGGCAGGAGAAGAACUCUAG